AUGUCGCGGUUCUGCCGGCGCAAGUACAAGAGCGGGGACUUGAUGUUCUGCCGGCGCAAGUACAAGAGCGGGGACUUGGUGUUCGCCAAGUUAAAGGGCUACGCCCACUGGCCGGCCAGGAUCGAGCAAACGGCCGAGGCCAACCGCUACCGAGUGUUUUUCUUCGGGACCCACGAUACGGCCUUCCUGGGACCCAAGCACCUCUUCCCGUACGAGGAGUCCAAGGAGAAGUUCGGCAAACCCAGCAAGAGGAGGGGCUUCAGCGAGGGGCUGUGGGAGAUCGAGAACAACCCCGCCGUCCAGGCUUCUGGUUACCAGUUCGCCCAGGGGAAGAGCUGCGCCGAGGGGCCCAAGCCCGAGCCGGAGGCCACCGAGGGCUGUGGGGACCCGGAGAGCCACACCGACGGCGGCGGCGGCGCCGAGUCGGGGGAGCCGGGCGUCGACCCGCCGGCCGAGGAGGAGAACGAAAAGGGGCCGCUGAAGAGGAGCGCCAGGGACCCGCCGAAGGACAUCCCCAAGCGUCCCAAGGAGGCUGAUUCGGAAGAAGGGGAGAUGGAGGAGGCGGCCACCGCGGCGGAGGAUGCGAAACCGCUCCUCGUGGAGCCAGAGAACGGGCCGCCGCCGGGGGAGCAGGGGCGGGAGGAAGAGGCUGCUGAGAGAGAGGCCGAGGCCCCGGGCGUCGGAGGCCGUGAGAGCCAGUAG
Messenger RNA from Delphinapterus leucas (beluga whale), 702 nucleotides. RefSeq names its product HDGF like 1 (gene HDGFL1). The record is from RefSeq and is a predicted model, not a curated record. Lineage: Eukaryota; Metazoa; Chordata; Mammalia; Artiodactyla; Monodontidae.